This is a messenger RNA of Hyla sarda, 1047 nucleotides long. RefSeq names its product olfactory receptor 1019-like. Bases 1 to 1047 code for a protein of 348 amino acids. The transcript has 2 exons. Gene Ontology annotation, biological process: G protein-coupled receptor signaling pathway. Gene Ontology annotation, molecular function: olfactory receptor activity; G protein-coupled receptor activity. Gene Ontology annotation, cellular component: membrane. Lineage: Eukaryota; Metazoa; Chordata; Amphibia; Anura; Hylidae. The record is from RefSeq and is a predicted model, not a curated record.
AUGGACAUUUUCACCAUGCCAUGUAACAUCUUCAGUGCUGGCUACAUAUGUGUAGAUGAACCAAAAACUGAUUACUACAGGAAAACCCUUACAUGGAAUAAAAGAAAUAUCAACCACACAAUGGUAACAGAAUUUAUUCUUUUAGGAUUUUCAGGAAUAAUUGAUCAUCAGUUUUUUCUUUUCCCCAUCUUUCUAUGUAUAUAUAUGAUCACAGUGAGUGGGAACCUGUCUAUAAUCAUUACCUAUAAGCUCAGUCCGAGCCUCCACACUCCAAUGUAUUUUUUUCUUGCCAAUUUUUCCAUCUUGGAAAUAAUGUAUGUUUCUUCUACUGUUCCUAAGAUGUUGUCCAGUUUAUUGUCAAAAUGUAAAGUCAUCUCCUUCUCUGGCUGUGCUGUACAGAUGUAUUGUGUCUUGCUGUUUGGUGGAACAGAAUGCUAUAUGCUGGCCGCCAUGGCUUAUGACCGGUAUAAUGCCAUAUGUCACCCUCUGAUGUAUACUCAGAUUAUGAGGGAAAUAGUCUGUAUCCAGCAUAUAGUGGGCUCCUAUGUCAUCGGUGCAGUUAAUGCUCUCAUACACACCGUGCUCACGUUUUCUUUACCGUUCUGUGGAUCCAAUGAGAUAGACCAUUUCUUUUGCGAUGUUCCUCCAGUACUAGAACUUUCCUGCCAGGACAUUUGGGUCAAUGAACUUUUAAUAUUUGUGAUUGCUGGAUGUGUAAUAUUCGGUUCAUUCAUAGUAACAAUGAUUUCCUAUACAGAGAUCGUUUCAAACAUUCUAAAACUCAGUUCCACGUUAGGCAAGAAAACGUUUGAAACCUGCUCUUCCCACUUAAUAGUUGUUGCUAUAUUUUAUGGUUCAGGAUUUUUCAUGUAUUUUAGACCCAGGUCAAGCUAUAGAGUUGGACAAAACAGUGUGGUCUCUUUAAUGUACACGGUAAUUGCUCCACUCUUAAACCCUUUUAUAUACAGUCUUCGAAACAAAGAGGUCAAGUCAAAUAUUAAAAUGUUAUUCUUACGGCUUAGGCAAUGUUCUCACAACAAUUUUUGA